GCCGUGACAUGCCGGAUAAAAAUACACCAGAAAGUGGGGUUGACAUUCGCUCCACCUCGGAUGUGUUAGCCUACUGACGGCAUGGCGCAUGAUAUCUUUGUAUAGCUUUGCUCUUUUGGGCUACUAAGCGCGGCGCUAUAUAAUCCCAAGUGUGCCAAUAGGAGUAAGGCUGCUUUUCGCCUCUUCCCGUCUUGCGCGCCUACGACUGAGAUGUCGACAUCCCCGUCCUCGAACGAAAAAUCUCCCGUGGAAGAGCGCCCACAACAUGCUCCCCACCAUUCGUCACAUAUGGACGCGGAGACAAGAGCAAUUGCUAACGCCGAUGCCAAGUUGUCAAACCCCUUGCGCGGCAUACCUCAUGAUCGUCUUAUGAUGGAUGUCGAGAUUUUUGCCCAGGAGAGAGGGCUGACCCAUCUGCUGCCUGAGCUUAAGAAAGGGGCGCUUGUUGCUCAGGAUUCCACGUGUCAUGAUCGUCUAGACAUAUUUUCAGAUGAAGACAAACGAAUUUUAACGGAAGAGGUUACCCACAGGUGGCGACAAACGCCCAUGCUGUAUUACAUGGUCGUGAUGUCAUCACUUGCAGCCGCUGUUCAGGGAAUGGACGAGGCUGUUAUCAAUGGCGCUCAAAUCAUUUAUCCCAAGCAGUUCGGCAUUGGUUCCGGCAGUAAACGCGAUUCAUGGUUGAUCGGUCUCGUCAACUCUGCGCCCUACUUAUGCUGUGCCACCAUUUCUUGUUGGAUGACGCAUCCGCUCAACCACUAUCUUGGGCGUAAAAAGACCAUUUUCAUCACUUGCAUGAUCUCGUUCUUGACAUGUAUCUGGUCUGGACUGACAAAUACCUGGUGGCACCUUUUCAUCGCACGGUUCUUCCUUGGUUUUGGAAUUGGUCCUAAAUCUGCCACUGUCCCAGUGUAUACCGCCGAAUGUUCACCUGCACCAAUACGUGGUGCUCUCGUCAUGAUGUGGCAGAUGUGGACUGCUUUCGGCAUUGCUCUGGGAGACCUUAUCGACUUAACGUUCUACUUCAUUCCGGACACCCCCGGUGUGACUGGUCUGAACUGGCGUCUCAUGCUAGGUUCUGCUGGUAUCCCCGGUCUUAUUGUCUGUAUGCAAGUCUUAUUUGCACCCGAGUCACCUCGUUGGUUGAUCUCCAAGGGUCGCUACGAGGAUGCUUUCAAUGAGCUUUGUCGGCUUCGUUUCUCGCGCGUUCAGGCUGCUCGUGAUUUGUACUACAUUCACGUGUUGCUUGAGGCGGAGAACGAGAUGAAGAAGGGUCGCAACCGUGUUAUUGAGAUGUUCACGAUUCCGCGUAACAGGAAUGCUGCCCUUGCUAGUUGGGUUGUCAUGUUCGGUCAGCAGUUUUGCGGCGUCAAUGUCAUCGCUUACUACUCGUCCACCAUCUUCCUGGAUUCUGGUUUCUCACAGGUUGCGGCAUUGGCUUCCUCCCUUGGGUUUGGUGCACUUAACUGGGUUUUCGCCCUCCCUGCUGUUUUCACUAUCGACACUUACGGCCGGAGGAACUUGCUUUUGUUCACGUUUCCCUGUAUGGCCAUCUGUCUUUUAAUCACGGGCUUCUCCUUCUGGAGUACUUCGGAAACAGGGCGUGUAGCUGGCGUUAGUAUCGGAAUAUACCUCUUUGCGAUCUUCUAUUCUCCAGGCGAAGGUCCAGUGCCGUUCACGUACUCCGCAGAGGCAUUCCCUCUUUAUAUCCGUGAUCUCGGCAUGUCCUUCGCCACUGCGACCACUUGGUUCUGGAACUUCAUUCUGUCAAUCACUUGGCCUUCGCUCGUCUUGGCCUUCAAACCACAAGGUGCCUUCGGCUGGUACGCAGCAUGGUGCUGUAUUCUCUGGGUGCUCAUCUUGCUAUUCGUGCGCGAGACGAAAGGCAAGACCCUGGAGGAGCUCGACCAAAUUUUCGCUGUCCCCCUUGGCGCGCACGCUGCGUACGGCCUGAGGCAGAUACCCUACGGCAUCAAGAAAUUCGUAUUGUUCCAAAACCCUGUCCCUGAGCAACUUUAUGAGUUCGAGACCGAGAGUGAAGUGUCGAGCACCGCAGGCGACGAGAAGGCAAGGAGGGAGGUGAAGGACGAUCCGGAGAGGGCAAAUGUCUGAUGAGUUGAGCUGUGAUGUGAUUAUGGCCGACGCUUCGCUUGAUCUUUAUCUAAGAGGGAUGUAUUUGAAGGAUUUAUUCACAUGCUAUCUAUCGUUGCCGAUAUCACUUGCACAUGUAUUGCUAUCUGAUAUUUUAAUAUAAGCUUCUUGAUGCUCA
This is a messenger RNA of Suillus subalutaceus, 2269 nucleotides long. RefSeq lists its product as uncharacterized. The coding region runs from base 211 to 2112 and encodes 633 amino acids. The transcript has 9 exons. NCBI's taxonomy places the organism in Eukaryota, Fungi, Basidiomycota, Agaricomycetes, Boletales, Suillaceae. The record is from RefSeq and is a predicted model, not a curated record. Gene Ontology annotation, cellular component: membrane. Gene Ontology annotation, molecular function: myo-inositol:proton symporter activity. Gene Ontology annotation, biological process: transmembrane transport.